Messenger RNA from Beta vulgaris subsp. vulgaris (sugar beet), 903 nucleotides. RefSeq names its product peroxidase 21. The record is from RefSeq and is a predicted model, not a curated record. Gene Ontology annotation, molecular function: peroxidase activity; heme binding. Lineage: Eukaryota; Viridiplantae; Streptophyta; Magnoliopsida; Caryophyllales; Amaranthaceae. Gene Ontology annotation, biological process: hydrogen peroxide catabolic process; response to oxidative stress.
UCAGAUUCUUGUCCGAAUGCUGAAACUAUUGUUAAAGAAGAGGUGACUAAAUUGUACCAUAAGCAUGGAAAUACAGCCGUAUGGGUCAGAAAUCUCUUCCAUAUUGCAGUCAUGCGAUGCUUCAAUUUAUUGGAUGAAGAUCAAACAAGUGGUAUAGAGUCCGAAAAAUAUCAUUCCAGGAAUUUUGGAAUGAGAAACUUCAAAUUUAACACAAUCAAAGAAGCACUUGAAAAUGAAUGUCCAGCAACAGUAUCUUGCGCCGAUAUUGUGGCUCUUUCAGCUAGAGAUGUGUUUGAACUGUUAGGAGGGCCACGCAUAGAAAUGAAGACAGGCCGAAAGGAUAGUCGAGAAAGCUAUGCAGCAGUAGUGGAGGAUUUUCUUCCAAACCACAACGAUACUAUCUCACUUGUUUUAUCGCGAUUCCCCAUUGGGGUCGACCAAGAAGGCACGGUUGCUCUUUUAGGAGCUCAUUCAGUCGGAAGAGUACAUUGUGUGAACCUAGUAAAUCGACUCUAUCCAACGGUUGAUCCAACUCUAGACCCUGAUUAUGCUGAAUAUCUGAAAAGAAGAUGUCCAACACCAGACCCUGAUCCAAAUGCGGUUGAAUACGCAAGAAAUGAUCUCGAAACGCCCAUGGUGCUAGAUAACAUGUUCUACAAGCAUUUAUUAAGCCAUGAGGGGCUACUACUAGUUGAUCAGCAACUAGCCUCAGAUCCUUCAACUUUGCCUUUUGUUGAAAACAUGGCAGCUGAUAAUACUUACUUUCAUGACCAAUUUGCCAGAGCCAUGAUUAUAAUGUCUGAGAAUAAUCCUCUUAUUGGUGACCAAGGCGAAAUUCGGACCCAUUGUAGCCGGCUGAAUGCUAGUUAAACAACGGUUUUGGGUAGUACAUGCAUCUUUAGG